AUCUAAAAACAACAAUGUACCAGUCGAAUAUGCCGGUAAAUCAACAGUAUUUUCCGCAACACAACGCUAAUCAAUUGGGAGGACAUAAUUAUCGCCCCCGAUAUGCUCCACCGUUAUUUCAAAUGUCUCCGCCGGUGGCACCAAGUUACGGCGUGCCCCGUAUGAGUUAUCAGUCUUCAGGAGCUCCAGCAAUGGCGCAAAAAUAUGAUAAUAUGUAUAAUCGUGCACCAGCUAAUUAUCCAAGAAUUGUGCCUAACAGAAUCGUACAGUCAAAUAUAAGAUUGCCAGGUAAUCAUCAAGAAAUGAGGCACGUCCAGAACAACAGUUUCGCAUCUUCUACAAAUCAGCCUGGCAUUUCAAGAUUACCCAACCAAAAAGAUCAGUUUACUAAUGUAUCUACGAGACAUAAACCUUAUUAUGGUAAUUUUAAAGAGCCACCAAAUAAGAUGACUCAGAACUAUUCAGUGCCGAUGGAAACUAGUGCGGUGGAACAAGACCAUAAUGCCGAUCCUCCAGUAACUACAAGGAAUUUUCAAAUCAAUAACAUUGGUACUACCGAUGGACAAAGAAGGAAAACGUAUAGAUUUGACCUAAACGAAAAGAAAAACUUAAACGAAACGGUCUCCAAUCCAAACAUGCUCAAUAAUACUAUAACCUCAGGUAUGAAUAGAACUAUGGAAAUGGUUCCCACUGCCGGAUCAAGUAAAACUGAUACUACAACAGCAGGCAAACAAUUUAUCUUCACCGGACCCGUAGAGAAAGUCAUACACUGGAACAUGCUGCUCCAGGACCGGUUUUCUCUUUGUCUUUACGAAGUCAUAGCUACCAUGGUUUGUCUUCAAGAAGGCACCAUCAAGACUCAGAAGAUUAUGCUUGUGAGAAAUAUAAAGGGUCCUGUCUUACAAGUUGUCUACUACGUUUUCACUCAAAUUGAUUUGGAUGAUUUCCAUUUGGGUAUGACGGUAAGAUGUGUGGGCAGCAUGAUCGGCUACAAUAUUCUAAAGGCUGUCAGUAUUCGGGCUGCAACUCAAGAUGAAAUUGAUCAUCUGGAAAGGAUGUCGCUUAUAAGCGACCAAGCAGUUAAUUUUCAACUAACUCAUUAACAACUGAAACAAAAUUGGUAUCGUAUAUUAAUAUACGUAUAUAAUAUUAAUUAAGAAUUAGAGGUUGACUAUUUUUUUAUAUAGCAGCCUUGUACAAUUUGUUUAAAAUAAUAAAUACCUAGGUACAUUUGUUUUAUACAACAAACGAAGGUAUUUGAUUUCGUAUUGUUGGUUAUUCUGUGACAUCUAUGUGGGUUUAUAAUAUUUAAUUCAAUAUUGAUUUAGUUAAAGAUUAAAAGGUGUGGCAAUUAAAUAACUGAACUGAUGCUAUUGACUGAUGAUAACUGACUGAUGCUGAUUGUAUUGAUCACCAAUUAUAUUACAAAAUUUAUCCCUUUCUUAUAACAAUUCCGCCGCUCUUAGUUUCACUGCUUCAUACUGUCAAAUUUCUAUUUUACCUUAGAAAACAAAAAAAGUCACAGGGAGUCAAAUCGGGAGAAUAAGGUGGGCGCUCCAAUCAUUUUCAGCUUCCAAGUUUUUUGCCACAGUUCCUAUUUGUGGAUCAACAUUUUUCAAAUUAUACAACAAUUAUGUUUGUGUGUAUAUAAACACAGCCAGAGAGUAUUUCGUCAACUAAGGGAUGGUCCCUACAUGUGGAUCUAACUGAGGUGUCUGCUAUGCAUUAGAUGGAUCUGCUAGUUCCAUCCAAAGAUGUUUUCUCAAAGUUAAGUUUUUAAAAAUAUGUAAUUCUUUAACCGUAUAAUUUCAUUCAUUUAACAUGAUAACUAUAUUGUAAAAAUUUGUAAAAUAUUUUAAGGUUACAUGUAGAAUAUUGUAUUCUUGCUUGUUAUUUUAAAUAAAUCAGUUGUUAUC
Molecule: messenger RNA, 1916 nt
Organism: Diabrotica virgifera virgifera (western corn rootworm)
Lineage: Eukaryota; Metazoa; Arthropoda; Insecta; Coleoptera; Chrysomelidae
Exons: 2
Coding region: 15-1103 (362 amino acids)
Source: RefSeq, a predicted model, not a curated record